AUGAAAAGGCAAAUGUGGUGGGGACUCAAGAACAAAAUUUUGGCACAAGAUUCCAUCAAAUUGAAGUCCAAGGAGAGGGGGUCAGGGGGACAACGUAAGCAGGAUCUAGAAUUAAGAGUGGGGACUUGGAACAUAGGAACUCUAGAAGCCAAGUCAUUGGAGUUGAUCAAUGAGCUCUCUAAAUACAGGAUUCUCGUAGCAUGUGUUCAAGAGACUAGGUGGAAGGGGAAAAAAGCAAAAGGUAUUAAAGGAUAUAAGUUGUGGUAUGCAGGUAUGGACGGCAGAAAUAACGAGGUUGGCAUUCUAGUGCCUAAUGAUAUCCUAAAGCAAUUGGUUGAAGUAAGGAGAUGUAAUGACAGAAUCAUACUAGUUAGGAUAGUAGUGGGGGAAGAGAUCAUAGCCAUUGUCAAUGCGUACGGGCCCCAACUUGGCCUCGACGAGCAGGUGAAGUGCGAGUUCAGGGAUAAACUAGGAGAUCUCAUGAGAACUAUCCCGGAAAACGAGAAAUUUUUCUUAGGAGGAGACUUUAACGGACAUAUAGGUAGAGAUGCACGCAACUAUAACUCGAUACAUAGUGGGUUUGGUUUGGGGGCAAGGAAUGAGAGUGGGGAGAAUUUGCUGGCUUUUGCGCUAGCAAAAGAAUUGGUUAUAGCAAACUCGAUCUUUAGAAAGAAAGAUGAGCAUUUGACCACAUGUAAGAGCGGGGGGCAUGUAACCCAAGUUGACUAUUUCCUAGUGCGCAAGGGAGAUCGAACCUCAUGCUUAGACUGUAAAGUAGUGUUGGGUACAGAGAUGUCCACCCAACACAGGCUUUUAGUACUGUUUUUCAGGAUGAGGAAGAAAAUUGUAGAGAAGAAGGUCAAUUUCAGGGGACAGAUCAUGUGGGAGAGACUCAAAGGGAAUAUGGCCACAACCCUGUCAAACAAGAUAAAUUUAUCGGGCUUCUCAAGAUAG
This is a messenger RNA of Amaranthus tricolor (Joseph's coat), 954 nucleotides long. RefSeq lists its product as uncharacterized. Gene Ontology annotation, molecular function: catalytic activity. The transcript is spliced from 2 exons. Gene Ontology annotation, cellular component: nucleus. The record is from RefSeq and is a predicted model, not a curated record. Gene Ontology annotation, biological process: chromatin remodeling. NCBI's taxonomy places the organism in Eukaryota, Viridiplantae, Streptophyta, Magnoliopsida, Caryophyllales, Amaranthaceae. The coding region runs from base 1 to 954 and encodes 317 amino acids.